AUGUUUGAAGACAAUCUAACACAAUUAAUUCGUGGCAUACGAACAAACAAAAAGAAUGAACAAAAGUACAUUGCCGAGCGUCUCCAGGAAAUACAGAAAGAAGUCAGGAGCAAUGACCCAGACGUGAAAGCUACGGCUAUUUCCAAACUUACAUAUCUUCAUAUGAUUGGAUAUGAUAUGUCAUGGGCUUCGUUUCAUGUCGUCGAAGUCAUGUCAUCUGCAAAGUUUAUUCAAAAACGAUCUGGGUAUUUGGCUGCCACGCAGUCGUUUCGACAGGAUACCGAUGUUUUGAUGUUGACCACGAAUCUGUUGAAAAAGGACCUCGCAUCAGGCAACCACCUCGAAGUAGGCGUCGCGCUGAACGGUCUCUCACACAUAGUCACGCCGGACCUAGCACGCGACCUCUCGCAGGAUCUGGUAUCAAUGCUUGGCCAUUCACGACCGUACAUCCGCAAGAAAGUUGUGCUUGUGUUAUACAAGAUCUUUUUGAAGUUCCCCGAGGCGCUGCGAUUGAGUUUUCCGAGGUUAAAGGAGCGGUUGGAGGAUUCGGAUCCUUCUGUUGUAUCGGCUGUUAUUAAUGUUGUUUGCGAACUGGCACGUAAAAACCCAAAAAAUUACUUGUCGCUUGCUCCGCAGUUAUUCAAGUUACUCACAAACUCUUCAAAUAACUGGAUGCUCAUCAAAAUAAUAAAAUUGUUUGGAGCACUUACUCCGCUCGAACCACGUUUAUCCAAAAAACUGUUGCCGCCAAUUACCAACCUGAUCCAGACUACACAUGCAAUGUCGCUACUGUACGAAUGCAUACACACCGUGAUUACUGGAGGGAUGUUGAAUGCAUCGAAUUCAGAUGCAUUGGCGGCAAUGUGUGUUAAUAAGUUACGGACUUUUUUGGAAGAUCCUGAUCAGAAUUUAAAGUAUAUUGGUUUAUUGGCACUGAGUAAAAUACUUCCAACCCACCCGAGAUUAGUUGCUGAACACCGCGACAUAAUACUAAAGUGUAUAGAUGACGCGGACAUCAGUAUUCGAUUGCGUGCAUUAGAUUUAGUAGUCGGAAUGUGGUAUGUGGCCGUGUUGGUCGAUUUGACUUUUGUGGCUGGAGUCAAGGUUGGAGAUUUGUUGUCUGCGCAGAUUAUGGAUGUUGCGGUUCGUGUGAAGAGCGUAAGGAACUCUUGUGUGAGAGCUAUGCAAAAGUUACUCUCCAAUUCAACUCUUUUGGAUAAUUGCACGAUACCUGACUCUAAUUCGGAAGUUCUGUAUGCAGCUGCAUGGGUUGCUGGUGAAUAUUGCAGUUAUCUUGAUGAUCCGCCAGAGAUCAUCGAAUACCUUCUUCGACCUGGCGUAACAAAACUUCCGCACAAUGUUCAAUCGGUUUACGUUCACAACGUGCUCAAAAUAUAUUCGUUUUGGGCAAAUAGUCUUUUGUAUAAUUGGGAUCACGACGCGAAAGAGGAUUUGGUGCGCGUCACAGAAUUUAUUAAGGAGAAGAUUGUAAUGUUUUGCUCGUGUACAGACCUUGAAGUUCAGGAACGGGCAUACAACAUACGUGAAAUGAUUACAAUAAUUCAUCAAAACAUCACCACAAUCGACACAACCGCUGCCGAAACCGAAAAACUCUCUCUAUCCGAAAAACCACCCUCGAUUAUAACCGAACUUCCUCCUCUGUUCUUCUCGUACGAGCUCAACCCCGUCGCGCCAAAAGCUCAAAAAAAGGUCCCGAUUCCCGAAGGACUGGAUUUAGAUGCGUGGAUUAACAAGCCAUUGCCUGAUUCUGAAAGCAGUGAAAAUGAACAAGCAGUCGACGGGGAGGAAGAAAGUUAUGGGUAUGGAUACGGGCAGAAAGUGGGCGGGAGUGGUGACUUGGUGUUUUCGAGCGGGAAUGGGACUGCGGUUGGAAGACGACGACGAAGGGAUAAGAAGGGGCAAAGAGAAUAUGGGAGUGAAGAGGAUGAAGAUGUUAAAGAAAGAAGACGAAAAGAACGAAAAGAAAGAAUGAAGAAUGAUCCUUAUUAUAUUGGCAUGGAUGAUGAUAGUACAUCUAAAAAACAGAAAUCUAAGCUGCGCGAUGACAUUGAUGUCGAUUUGAUACCGGUUGUUCAUUUGAAUAUUGAUGAUUUUGAUAAAGAUCGAAAACUCACAACAAAAUCGCGUAAACACCACAAAAAAAACAAAGAAAUUGUUGAAACCACAACACCAUCUUCAUUCGUCCCAAUAAUAUACACAGACGUUGGCGAAAUGCCCGAAAACGCCACACUAACAGACGACGAUGAGAAAGAUAGCCUUUCCGCCUCCACAACCAACAACCACAACAAUCAAGUAUCCCCUCUAAAAUCUUCGACUCUCUGGAAAAAGAAACAAGAAGAAAAUAAGGGGAUACUGGACGUGGACUUUUCCGGAAUAUCGAGUAUCGAUUUGUCGACGCCGCUUGGCGACGAUGAAAAGUUCCCGCAGACUACGGUAUAUUCGAGUCCGGAGGAGGUGAGAAGACGCGAGGAAGAAAGGAUGAAUAAGCAGAUGAUGGAGGAAAGAAGGGUAAAGCGUGCGAAAGCUGUAGAAGUUGCGGCCAAAUCUAAGAAAGAGGAAACCACGAAAAAGAAAUCAACUAAAAAGAGUUCAAAACAAGACGUGGGUGAAAACAAGGAAAGCGAACAGUCGACAACAAAAUUAAGAAAGGCUUCUAAAAAUAAAGAAAAAGCCGAAUCUCAGAAACCAAAAAAGAAGAAAGAGAAUUCAGAAGAGAAGAAGAAAAAGAAAAAGUCAUCGUCGACUUUAACUAAAAUAUCAUCAAAAAAGAAAAAAGACACCAAUAGUGAUAAAAAAUCAGAGGCUGAUGAAAAAAUCGAGCCAUUGGAAAGAUUACUGAUGGAAGAGGACGGAAUCGAAAUACAUUAUUCACUUCGCCUAUCGUCAUCAGAAGAAUCAAAAAACGAGCCACCGUCACUAGUGGCCGUGUUCACACUAUCCAACAAAUCUUUGUCAAAAAGUGAUAAUAGUAGUACUACUAACAGCAGUAGUAGUGCAUAUACUAUUUCUCAAAUAGUGUUCAAAUUUGAACCUUCGUCAGACAUUCAAUUCGAGAGCACGUUGCUUCGGCUAGAUGGCGAGUUAGUAAACGACGAGAAAAAAGAUGCGAUCGUCAGUUUCAGAGUGCUUGGUAUCGUGGGAACAGGAUUAAAUGUGAAUGGACGUUUGACUUAUGAAAAACAUAGUUCGGACGGUAUCCAAGACUCGUCGAGUAGUACAUCACUCGACUUCCCGUUUACCUUCCCUAUACCCAUCUCAGUAUACAUGCUACAAAUACCGCCAAUCACACCAGAACGAUUCUCGUUGAUCGUUUCCAAAACUUCCGAAUUACCAUUUAUUGGAUCAGCCACAAUUUCACUAAACACCGUAGCAGCAGCACUCUUAUCAUCUUCCUCUUCCUCACAACAAUUACAAAUACAAUCACAAACCACCGAACAAUUGUUUCAGAGUACAUUAGAUGAGCUGACGACACUCGUCACAGGCACACACGUUGUCGAGAUGGUGCCCGGUGCUGCGUCAAUAUACGGCGAGAGUGUACAAGGGUACCAAGUGGCCGGGUUGGUUAAAUUGAAUAAGAGCAAUGAAGAUUCAUUAAUACAAAAAGAUGAAACGUUGUCUUCGUCGUUAUCGAACGAUAGCAAUAGUGAUAAUAGUAGUACUGUUACUGAACAGCAACAGAAGAAAGUUAUUGCUAGUAUCACUGUAGAGUUCAAAUGUACGGAUCAGGCAUUCGUGGACGGAUUGAUUUCAGAAAUAGAACGGUUUUCACAGAAAACAUAA
This is a messenger RNA of Ambispora gerdemannii, 3801 nucleotides long. NCBI's taxonomy places the organism in Eukaryota, Fungi, Glomeromycota, Glomeromycetes, Archaeosporales, Ambisporaceae. The record is from the annotation of a GenBank genome assembly.